Dimorphilus gyrociliatus is the source of this 1912-nucleotide messenger RNA. The record is from the annotation of a GenBank genome assembly. NCBI's taxonomy places the organism in Eukaryota, Metazoa, Annelida, Polychaeta, Dinophilidae.
AAUGUCGAAUUCAAAAUUAGCUGCCGCCGACUAUGCAGCCGUUGUUAUCUAUUUUCUUGCCGUAAUAGGCGUUGGCUUAUAUUCCAUGUUUAGAACCAAUAGAGGAACAGUAAGCGGAUACUUCUUAGCAGGUCGAUUUAUCACUUUUCUCCCAGUUGGCGCAUCACUUUUUGCAAGUAACAUCGGAAGUGAACAUUUUAUUGGUCUUGCAGGAUCAGGUGCUGCAGCUGGAAUAGCAGUUGGAGCUUUUGAAUUUAAUGCUUGUAUAUUGUUGCAACUUCUUGGAUGGGUAUUUUUACCCGUCUACAUCGCAAGUGGGGUAAAUACUUUACCAGAGUAUAUGAAAAAGAGAUUCGGAGGAAAGAGAAUACGCAUCUAUUUGGCUAGCUUAUCACUUAUACUCUAUAUAUUCACCAAAAUAUCCGUUAAUUUAUACGCUGGAGCUGUGUUUAUUCAACAAGCACUUGAUUGGAAUUUAUAUGUAUCAGUUCUACUAAUUUUGACAGUUACGGCAAUAUGCACUGUUUCGGGAGGUUUGGCAGCCGUAAUUUAUACUGAUACGUUACAGGCUUUCAUAAUGAUGGUUGGAGCAACAACAUUGAGCAUCAUAUCAUUUGUUAAAGUUGGCGGUUACAAAGGAUUAUAUGAUCAAUUUGAAAGUGCAAUACCCAAUUCAACACUGAUGAAUCCCAACACUACAUGUGGUAUCCCACCAAACGAUUCAUGGACAAUGCUUCGUGAUCCUAUGUCCAAAAGCAUGCCAUGGCCAGGAUUUUUAUUUGGUCAAACACCUGCUUCUAUUUGGUAUUGGUGCGCAGAUCAAAUGAUGGUUCAGAGAACUUUAGCGGCUAAGAGUUUAUCGCACGCUCAGGGAGGAACUUUAACCGCUGGUUACAUGAAACUUUUACCUUUUUUUGUAAUGGUUUUACCAGGAAUGAUAAGUAGAGUUCUCUUUCCCAAUGAGGUCGCUUGUGCAACAUCAGAACAGUGCAUGAAAGUUUGUGGAAGUAAAGUUUCGUGCACGAAUAUAGCCUAUCCUAAAUUAGUUCUUGAGCUUAUGCCAGACUUUAUGAGGGGAGUUAUGCUCUCAGUUAUGCUGUCUGCUCUGAUGUCUGAUCUAACUUCAAUAUUUAACUCAGCCAGUACGUUAUUUACUCUUGACUUUUAUGCAACAUUCAGAAAAAAAGCUACCAAUAGAGAAUUAAUGAUAGUUGGUAGGAUAGCCAUAAUUUUUCUCACAAUAAUUGGAAUUAUUUGGAUACCAGUAGUAGAAUCAAUGCAAGGAGGGCAAUUGUACAUUUAUAUACAAUCAAUAUCAGCUUAUCUAGCUCCACCAAUAGCGGCUGUAUACCUUCUAGCGGUUCUCAGUAAAAGAUGUAAUGAAUUGGGAGCAUUUUGUGGUUUAAUUUCAGGUUUUGUUGUUGGAGUCAUUAGAAUGAUAUUAGACUUUGUUUAUAAAGAACCUCGUUGUGGUGAUGAAGAUGAACGACCGAGAUUAAUUCGUUUACAUUAUAUGUAUUUUGCUACUAUUCUAUUUUGGUUAACAAUCAUAGUUUCGAUGAUUGUUAGCUUUUUGACAGUUCCCCCAUCUCUGGAGCAAUUAACGUGUACAACUUUUUGGACAAGAUUUAGUGAGAGAGAUGACAAUGAGACAAUUGAGCUAGAAGAUGUCAAUACUGAUAUUGAAAUCAGCGAAACCAAAAAGAAGACAUCCAUCUGGCAAUGGUUUUGUGGAUUAAAUGCAUCAAAGUUUGAAAUAGCAACUUCGAAGGAAAGACUGAAAACUAUACAAUCUUUGCAACAGAAUGAGACAGCAAAGAUUAUUCUUAAAAUCAAUUUAGUUGUAAUACUAAUAUUAUCAGGCUUUUUAUAUAUUUUCUUCUCGUCCAAUCAUUUUGGACUUUUAGAUUAG